Molecule: messenger RNA, 1172 nt
Organism: Alnus glutinosa
Lineage: Eukaryota; Viridiplantae; Streptophyta; Magnoliopsida; Fagales; Betulaceae
Exons: 2
Coding region: 86-691 (201 amino acids)
Molecular function (GO): protein binding
Source: RefSeq, a predicted model, not a curated record
AGAGAUCCCCCUCUCUCUCUCCCUCUCUUUCUUUCUCUCGAAGUUUCUCUUUUCUUUUCGCGAAUUCAAAACUGUACGAACAGACAUGAAGUCCAACAGAGGCGCAGAGAGAGAGACUAUCAAGUUUCUUUGUAGCUAUGGCGGAAAGAUCCUCCCUCGCUAUACCGACGGCGAUCUUCGUUACGUCGGCGGCCUUACCCGAGUCCUCGCUGUCGAUCGCUCUAUUUCCUUUGCAGAGUUAAUGUUGAAGCUUUUAGAGUUCUGUGGCAAUUCUGUGACUCUGAGGUGCCAGUUGCCGAACGGAGAUUUGGAAACACUAAUUUCAAUCUCCUCUGACGAAGAUUUGGCGAAUCUCAUUGAAGAGUACGAUCGCGCUUCGUCGGCGAUGUCUCAUCCUCUGAAGAUCAGAGCCGUCCUUUCGACACCUACAUCUCUCAAAAAAAUCUCUCCCCCUCCGUCGAUGACUCCGAGCGUGAAUGUCUCCUCGUCUGGAUCGCCGUUCGUAGCCGUCGAUUCGUUGAAAAACUCGUCAGCCUACCGGUUUGUUCCGCGGACUUGUUCGCCUCCUGUCGGAUAUCCUUCCGGCGCUCGGAAUUGCUCCGGAAAAGCCUACCGCUAUAGCCGCCAUGUCCAGGAUAACCCUAGAGUUUCGUAUCCGUAUUGUGUUCCUCACUGCAAUUACUGGCACUGAGGCCCCUAAAACAAAAACUUAAAUAGUUAAGGAACCUAUACUAGCGAAGAAAAAUAGAUGAUGACGAAGAACUAUAAAAUUAAAAACGAAAAAAAAAAAGGGUGAGAGUGAAUAGCUGAGUUAGGUAUUGUGAUUGAAUAUGAAUUUUGAGGGAUUUGUUAUUUCUAAAAUCCUUAUUGAAUGGGGAUUAUACAUGAAUUUGUGCCUGAGACUUUUUCUGCCCUGGGGUUCCAUAUUCGCUGCAACUUGUUUGUUUGGCACAAAGAUUAGGCCGCUAGGGUUCCGUCAUUCGCCGUUAAUCCCGUGUUCUUUUCUUUUUGUGCCACGUUCUCGUUUUUAACAGACGUGAAUUCCAGUUAGAUGUCGUACUGUGUCAAACUGUGCUCUUGACACGUUCUGGUUUCAGAGUCAGUCGGCUGAGUGGCUUACGCGUGCGAGUUUUUCUGUUGUGUAUAAGAAUUACAUUUCUUUGUUCUUUGAA